AUGUGCUGUAGGAAGUGCUCCGGGUACCUGCCGCCUUUCCCUCACUUCGCCACCGAUGCCAUCCACUACGGGCAGGAGCCCGAGCAGUGGAACUCCUGGGCCAUAGUGCCGCCCAUCACGCUCUCCACCACCUUCAAGCAGGCGGAACCCGGGAAGAACAGGGGUUAUGAAUACACCCGGGUUGGGAAUCCGAGCCGGCAUGUCCUGGAGAAGGUUAUGAGCAGCCUCAAUGGAGCCGGACACCGAGAGCAGCUCAUGGGUUUGACAUGCCUGGCUGCUGCUGAUGGAGCCGAACACUGCUUGGCUUAUUCCUCUGGCAUGGCAGCAACUCUGAACAUCUGUCACCUGCUGAAGACAGGAGACACAAUUAUCUGCACUGAUGAUGUCUAUGCAGGCACAAGAGCAUUAUUUGAGAAAAUAAAAUGCGAUUAUCAUUUGGAAGUGGUUUAUGUUGACUGCACAAACAUAAAACUGCUGGAAGAUAAAAUUAAAGAAUAUCCCACUACCAGGCUGGUUUGGCUCGAGAGCCCCACGAACCCCACGCUGAAGGUGAUCGACAUCAAAGCCUGCGCAGAUGUGGCACACAGGCGCGAGGGGGUGCUGGUGGCGGUGGACAACAGCUUCAUGUCUCCAUAUUUCCAGCGUCCUUUGUCCCUUGGGGCUGACAUUUGCAUGUGUUCUGCAACCAAAUACAUCAAUGGGCACUGUGAUGUCCUCAUGGGCCUGGUCUCUGUAAACAGCGAUGAUCUCUAUAAGAAGCUGAAGUCUCUGCAGUCUAACCUGGGAGCUGUCCCCUCCCCCUUUGACUGUUACAUGUGCAACCGUGGGCUCAAGACUCUGCACAUCCGGAUGAAGCUGCACUUCAAGAACGGCCUGGCUGUGGCCAAGUUCCUGGGAGAUCAUUGCCAUGUGGAGAAGGUCAUUUACCCAGGGCUGCCUUGUCAUCCCCAGCACGAGGUGGUGAAGAAGCAGUGCACGGGUGUUUCAGGGAUCAUGAGCUUCUACAUCAAAGGGGACAAAGAAAAUGCCUUUGCCUUUCUCAGGAACCUGAAGGUGUUCACCGUGGCCUAUAGUGUGGGUGGCUUCGAGAGCCUGGCAGAGCAUCCGGCUACCAUGACCCACGCCUCAGUGCCUGAGGAGGUCAAGAAACGUCUGGGAAUCACAGACACCUUGAUCCGCCUCUCGGUGGGGCUGGAGGAUUUGGAGGAUUUGCUGGCAGACCUGGACCAGGCCCUGAAGGCUGCGUUUGCAUAAACCUUGAGGGUCAGGAAGGACCUUGGAACUGGACAUGGCUGUGGACGAGGACACGGAAAACCAAACCACUCUUGCUUUGCCAGCAGAGCUCAGUGCUCCUCCUGCUCCUGCAGGGUUUGGGCACAGGGGCUGCUUCCUCCUACUGCUCUCAGAUCAUUCUCUUCUCACCCCCUCAGCUCAACUCAAAAACUUGAUUGACCUCAGAUUUAUUUUAAUUAGGUUGGAGAUUUGAUUAAAAGCUUUUCCUUCUCUUGAUGCAACAUUGAAGAUGAAGUGAAAUGCAACACCUGGCAAAUAGCAAAUUUUUAAAGAGGAAUCUUUGUCAUUUGAAAAAACCAUGUGCUGUGGGAAUGAUUGGAAUUCUUUUAAUUAAAAUCUGCUUUUCCUUUCCUUGCUUAUA
Messenger RNA from Motacilla alba alba, 1654 nucleotides. Its product is annotated as cystathionine gamma-lyase-like. NCBI's taxonomy places the organism in Eukaryota, Metazoa, Chordata, Aves, Passeriformes, Motacillidae. Gene Ontology annotation, cellular component: cytoplasm. Gene Ontology annotation, molecular function: pyridoxal phosphate binding; cystathionine gamma-lyase activity. Gene Ontology annotation, biological process: transsulfuration. The coding region runs from base 1 to 1254 and encodes 417 amino acids. The transcript is spliced from 12 exons. The record is from RefSeq and is a predicted model, not a curated record.